AUGUGGAGGAAUGAACCGGUGGUCGCAGUUGGCGAUAAUGCCGUUCUGCUCCUCGACAGUAAAGGUCGAGUAGAGCGGGAACUGUCAAAGGAGGGCCUACGGUGCACAACCAACGCCGUAGCGGCAGCGGCAAAUCUCGUCUGCGUUGCUACCAGCGACAAAGCCAAGAUAACAUUUAUAUCGGAAUCGCAGAGCUACAAGGUCUCCGUCCCUGAGCUGAUCACGGCUGUUGCCUUCUCCAGAUGCGGAGAAGUACUCUACGCAGGUUCGAACACAGGCAGGCUUUACGUCUGGCAGAUUCGCACCGGCACCCUGGUGAAGAACAAGCAGGUCUUCUUCAAUGCGGUGACUGACGCCAAGGUCGACUUCGCUAACACCACCAUCUUGCUUGCGGCACAAAACGGCGAUCUUGCGCUUAUCAGACUUGUCGAGUUAUUCCUCAAGGACGCCAAUGGCACGCUGUACCUGGGGCACUCCACGGCCGUCACUGGCAUCGCAAACCUCAUGCAAGGACCCUACAAGAAUACGGUGUCGUUCGUAUCGGUAUCGCGUGACAAGAACAUAAGGUUUUGGCACCACUCCAAACGCACCUCGACACAGUCGCACUUCCUGGAGCACACGCCCUUAGCCGUCGUACCGAGCAGGACAGGAACUCGUGUAUUCGUGCCUUGCGAGAUGGGGCAUGUUGUCGUAGUAUCAAUCGCGAACUUCGACGAUACCUUUGUGCUCUCAGGCCAUGUGUAG
Messenger RNA from Babesia bigemina, 744 nucleotides. Its product is annotated as WD40 repeat-like superfamily protein, putative. Gene Ontology annotation, cellular component: nuclear pre-replicative complex. The transcript is spliced from 5 exons. Gene Ontology annotation, molecular function: protein binding. The record is from RefSeq and is a predicted model, not a curated record. The coding region runs from base 1 to 744 and encodes 247 amino acids. NCBI's taxonomy places the organism in Eukaryota, Apicomplexa, Aconoidasida, Piroplasmida, Babesiidae. Gene Ontology annotation, biological process: DNA-templated DNA replication; rRNA processing.